Conger conger (European conger) is the source of this 3785-nucleotide messenger RNA. Its product is annotated as inactive serine protease PAMR1-like. Gene Ontology annotation, molecular function: serine-type endopeptidase activity; calcium ion binding. Gene Ontology annotation, biological process: proteolysis. The coding region runs from base 206 to 3700 and encodes 1164 amino acids. The transcript is spliced from 14 exons. NCBI's taxonomy places the organism in Eukaryota, Metazoa, Chordata, Actinopteri, Anguilliformes, Congridae. The record is from RefSeq and is a predicted model, not a curated record.
AUGAGAGAGAGCACAGGAGAGAGAGAGAGAGAGAGAGAGAGCAGGAGAGCACAGGAGAGAGAGAGAAAGCAGGGCAGAGGGACAGCACAGGAGAGAGAGAGGGAGAGAGAGAGAGCAGGGGGCAGAGAGAGAGGAAAGAAAGAAAGAGAGAGAGUGAUGUCAAACCAGCUGAGCUCAGAAAGUAAACAGUCCUCGGCCCUACAGCAUGCUGUCUGCGGGACGCCAGCUGGUGGAGCUCAGCAGGGAGACGCUCUCUCUCCCAAUCCUCCUCCUCACCCUCCUCUUCAUCGCCCAGACGCCAGCCUGGCCACACGACUACAGAUCGUGGCACGACAACAACUGUCCCAGCGCGGAGUGGAGCAUCAUGUGUCGCGGCUGCUGCGAAUACGACCAGAUCCGCUGCAAGUGCCCCGCCCAGGGCGCCCUGGUGGGCUACGCCGUGCCCUGCUGCCGCAACGCCAUCAACGAGUGUGACCCCUGCAUCAUCCACCCAGGUUGUAGUAUCUUUGAGAACUGUAAGCGCUGUAACAACGGAACGUGGGGCGUGAAAGACGACUUCUUCAUCAAGGGAAAAUACUGCACAGAGUGCCGACCGGGAUGGUCAGGGGGAGACUGCAUGACGUGUGGAGGCGUCAUACAUAAAGCCCACGGGCACAUCGUCGUGGAGAGCUACCCCACCAACGCUCACUGUGAGUGGACCCUGCACGUCGACCCUGGGAUGACCGUCGAGAUCAGGUUCAUGAUGCUAAGUCUGGAGAAGGACGACAGCUGCCGCUCCGAUUUCGUGGAGGUGCGGGACGGCGACGGCCUACACUCUCGCGUCAUCGGCCGAUACUGCGGAAACCAGAGACCUCCGCCGAUCAGGAGCACCGGGAACUCGCUGCACGUCCUCUUCGUCUCCGACGGCUAUAACAACUAUGACGGUUUCUUCGCCAUAUUCAAGGAGAGCUCAGCGUGUAGCUCUUCCCCCUGUUUACACGACGGGACCUGCAUCCUGGACUCCGCCGACUCGUACCGAUGCGCCUGUCUGGCCGGCUACACGGGCAGACGAUGUGAGAACGUGGUGACGUGCGGGACCCCGCGGGCGCCGGCGCACGGAACGGCGGAGGGGGGGCGCCUGCACCUCGGGGGGCGGGUCAUCUUUCGCUGCGACCCCGGGUUCGCUCUGCUCGGACCCCUCAGCGCCACCUGUGGGCUGGACGGGGCCUGGAGCCCCCCCGGCCCCAUCUGCGUGCCCAGACCGCGGACGUGCGUCGCUCCUGAGAAGCCCGCACACGGAGAUCACUUCCUGCUGUACGGUGCGAGGGAGAUCGCCAUCGCCGUGCAAUACCUGUGCUACCGGCCCUACGUCAUGAGGGGGAACUCCCAGAGAACCUGCCUGCCCAACAGCACCUGGAGCGGAACAGCGCCCUCCUGUGUCAAAGAAAAAGAGAGGGAAGACGAAGACAUGAAUGUAGUGGAAGGCAAGGUUAACAUGAGAACCAACGAAAGCGGAGGAGGCAAAGAGACGGGAAAGCCCACGGACACGGCAGCGGGAAAAGGCGUGAACGCGGUGGAGACAACGGACAAGGACAAAAUCCAGGUCACCACUGCCGUUAAAGUUACAGAAAAAAGCCCCGACACGGCUGUGACCAAAACUACAGGAAAAGUCACGGAUGCGGGUGGGACCAAAACUACAGGAAAAGUCACAGAUACGGGUGGGACCAAAACUACAGUAAAAAUCACUGUGCCCGCUGUAGGCCCUACUGUAAUUAAAGACACCAGGACAAUUACGGUGGGACGCAAAGACGUGAAAAUUACCACGGUAAGCCUCGGAAGCAACGAUACAGGAAAUGCUGUGGUAACCGACGACGCGGGAAUUACCUUGGUAACCGUCGGGAGCGACGACACAGAAAUCGCCGCGGAAACGGUGGGAAGCAAGGACAGGGGUGAUACCGUGGAAACGGUGGGAAGCAAGGACAGGGGUGAUACCUUCGAAACGGUGGGAAGCAAGGACAGGGGUGAUACCUUCGAAACGGUGGGAAGCAAGGACAGGGGUGAUACCGUGGAAACGGUGGGAAGCAAGGACAGGGGUGAUACCGUGGAAACGGUGGGAAGCAAAGGCACGGGAAGAGGGGCAGACUCUGCCGGGGGAACUGAAACGGGACAAGGAUCGGACAGGGGACGAGACAGAGGGACAGAGGCAGACAACCUGAGCAUCCACGAGACUGAGAGGACCCCCUGCCCCCCUCCUCCAAAGCUGUAUAACGGGUACCACCAGGUGGUAGUGGGUUCUGGAGUGGAGCCGGACCGGGCCGAGUUCUUCUGUAACCACUCGUACGCCCUCAGUGGCAGCGCCGUGAGGACCUGCCAGCCCAACGGGGCCUGGGGCGGCACACAGCCCCUGUGUAUCAGAGCAUGUCGAGAACCCAAGGUGUCAGAGCUGGUGAGACAGAAGGUCCUGCCUCCACAAGUCCCUUAUAGAAAGACCCCCGUGCACAAGCUGUACUCCUCCAUGAACCAGGGCAAGGUGCUGGACCGGACGGGCCCCGCGGGGCCCCUCUCGCUCCCCCCGCUGGCCCCCGGCUUCCACCACCUGUACACGCACAUCCAGUACGAGUGCGCCUCGCCCUUCUACCACCACGCCGGCAGCCCCCGCCGCACCUGCCUGAAGACCGGCAAGUGGAGCGGCCGUCAUGUCUCCUGCUCGCCAGUGUGCGGUAGGCUCCCGGCCUUCGAGCCGGAGAAGCUGGCGGAGACGCGCUGGCCGUGGCACGCCGCCAUCUACCGCCAGGCCGCCGCCGACCAGGCCGGCGCUCCGGACAAAAUGGCCGCCGCUCCGGACAAAAUGGCCGCUGCUCCGGACAAAAUGGCCGCCGCCGCGGGCGGCCCGGCGAAGGCCAAAGCCGGCGAGGCAGAGGAGGGAGGGGAGGAAGAGGCCUGGCAGCUGGUCUGCAGCGGCGCCCUGGUGAACCAGCGCAGCGUGGUGGUGGCCGCGCACUGCGUGACCCAGCUCGGGAAGCUGCUGCCCGUCGCCGUCGGCAACAUCAAGGUGGUGAUGGGGAAGCACUACCGCAGCGACCACCGGGACUCCAAGAACCUGCAGCACCUCAGGGUGUCCUCCGUCCUGAUCCACCCCAACUUCGACCCGCUGGUGCUGGACUCGGACCUGGCGGUGCUGAAGCUGCUGGACAAGGCCCGGAUCGGCGAGCACGUUCUGCCCGUCUGCCUGCCCGCGCGGCAGGGCGGGGAGGUGCUGGCCCGCCAGGCGUACGUGGUGGGCUGGUCCAUCCUGCCGGAGGCGCGGGAGCAGGAGGAGCAGGAGGAGGAGGAGGAGGAGACGGCGCGGGCGGGGCUCAUCGAGCUGGGCGACGUGGUGGACUGCGAGCGGCAGUACGCCCAGCAGGGGGCGGCGCUGAGCAUCACAGACAACAUGCUCUGCGCCCGGCAGCACCCCUACGGCUUCUCCAACAUCUGCCCCGCGGACACGGGCGGCAUCGCGCUCCUGCCACCGCCGGUCUCGCCCUCCUCCUCGCCCUCCUCCUCCCCGUCCUUCUCGGCGCCCGUGUUCUCCGGCGGGCAGGAGGUGGGGGGCACGGUGUGGAGGCUCCUGGCCGUGGUGAGUCACGGGUACGAGCAGCAGGCCUGCGGCCCCGACCGCUACACCGUCUACACGCGCACCGCCAACUUCAAGGACUGGAUCGAGGCCAACAUGAAGUAGGACUAGCGCUGCUGUACGACUCCGCGCCCAACUCCCUCUCACUCUCUCUCUCUCUCCCUUUCCCUCUCACUCUCUCCCUCUCACU